CAACGAUAGUAAGCAUGCUGCCAGACGCGGCUCACGUCGUGCACGGGAAAGUUCUCAGAGUGUUCGCCAGAAAUAUGCCAAGAGUGGUACCUGACCAGCGUUUGAAGUUUGAAAACGACGAAUUAUUCAGGAAAUUAAGUCGAGAAUCGGAGAUAAAAUACACUGGAUUCAGGGACCGGCCUCAUGAGGAAAGACAGUUACGGUUCCAAACGGACUGCAGGGAGGGUCAUGCUGAUGUUGCUUUCACGUGUGUCGGCGCCAACCUACAGUUGACGUUUGCCUCAAAUUCCACAUGGAACGACAGCUCACAGACAUCCUCCAGAGACAGAGAUUUAGUCGACUUUGACAGAGAGCCAGGGAAGGUGCAUUUGAAAUCACGAUUUAUAAUGAAUGGUGUUUGUGUGGCGUGGCGAGGUUGGAUAGACCUGCAGCGGUUAGAUGGUACAGGGUGCUUAGAAUAUGAUGAAGAAAGGGCGCAGGUAGAAGAUGCUUUAUUACGAGAACAAAUAGAACAAUAUAAUAGACGGUUACGUGAAUUUGAAGAGCGACAACGACAAUAUCGGGAAGAGCAGGAGCGACAAGCAGAAGCAGAAGCUGAGCCAUUCAGUGGAAGUGCUUUCAAUAAGUUAAAAAAGCGAGGCGUAAAUUGAACGGUUUUUGGUUAAAAUUCGUGCAAAAGUCAAGAUACGGCGAAAAUUGGCGGAGCCGAGUCCGAGUUGUACAAGUGGAAGUAGCGACUAAAGAUCUCACAUACAUUUCAUCGCCAUGGCAACGCAUAUGUAAAUAGUGUAUAAAUUAAAGUAUCGCCAAGAUGCAAAAUCACCAGUCAAGGGAAGAGCAUUUGAGCGUGGAGUUGAAUAUGGAUUUUCAUUUCUUAAUGAUGAUAAAGCAGGGAUCAGCCACAGGAAAAAAACUGACAAAACUCUGAUUAAAUUUACUUUGUCUUUUGUAUCCUCUUUGAAUGAGGAGUCAGAAUUUUGAAAUUGUCUUCUCAAAGAUGUUUGUACAAAUGCUGAUCUUCACUGACAGAAAGUGUCAGAUAUUUUCACAAUAUGUCAAAAUAGGUUAGACAAAUUCUAUAAGCUGAGAUGUUGUGUGUGUUUUAACACAUUUCUUUGUGAUCAAUCAUUGAUGGUAAACACUGACAAGACCAUUCAAUCAAAAUUACUUACAGCAAUAGCCAGAAUUUUGUGUCUUCUCAAAUAAAACACUGUCAGAAAGUGUCAGAAAUAUUCCACGAUUUUCAAUAUUAACCUUUCCAGUUGCUCAGCUAAUGUUCGUCAUCAGAGUUAAAAUUCACAAGACAUCUCUUGGGUGUGACUGUGAUUUAGUUUCUGGUGUUGAAUUUGAAGUCAUGUGUGAACUAAGUGAAUAUUGCUGUUUCUUUCUGUUGCGAUGCAUUCCAUGAGUUUUAUUUGCAGAGCGUGCAUUUCGAAAGUAUGCGUAUUGUGCGCUCAUUCUGAGCAGUGGAAUCAAUUUCUCAUAAUUAUGCAGCGCGGUGAAGAGCCCUCUGCGGACUAGUGAUUUUUGUUGAAGCAACCAUGCGUUUGAGAUUAUGAAUUAUAAGGACUAAUGCAGACUAGAAAUUGUUUGUUGCAAUAAAGAUUUGCAGCUCUGACUGCAACAAAUAUUGCUAAUCUGUCAAGCCCUCUACAGAUGGUACCCAGGCCAUACUAUAAAUGGUUAAUGGAUUAACUAAGGUCACAAAAAAUUUUAUUUAGCAAAUGAAAUGUUUUCACACUGUGGGGGUGCUCAGGUAAUUGGCUCAAAAUAUCAUGACGUUUUUACUACCAGAAAGACUCUUAACCGUUUUGUGCAGCUUACCUCAUCUAGUCAUCUUUUCGACCCAUUCAGUUCUUACUAUUGACGGUCAUCCAUCAUAAUGUUCCAAAAAAAGAGAGUAUCUUGCUGAAUAAGAAAGGUACACAAACAUUCUACCAAUGGCUACACUUUUGGAUGUUCUGUACUGUAAACUAUACAUUAGUGGUGGCCAUCAGUAAUUAGCAGUACUCCAGACUCGUGUUUUCCAAAGGUCACAACAAGAUAGACUCUCGCUAUAAAGAGUGUAUUAAAUGAAAAGGCCAGGGGCCAUUGUGCUCACUGGAUGACAACGACAGAUGACAGACACUGCCGUGUUGUGUAGACUCACCGUACCGGUGAGCCAAAAAUCCAACCAGCAUAUUUUUCACAUGGUUAUAAAUCAUGAUGCAAAGGGAAAGUACAGUACAAAGUAAGGGCAAAUACAGUGGAACCUCUCUAUUCAAGAACACCCGAAUUGAGUGGAAAGUACAGUAGAACCUCUCUAUUAAGGACACCCUCGGGACUGAUAAGUGCAGUCCUUAAUAAGGAGGUGUCCUGAUUAGAGAGGUCAAAUAGGGAAACACCAAAUUUGGGACCCAAACUAGUGUCCUUAAUAGAGAGGGUGUCCUGCUAAUAGAAGUGUCCACCAAGAGAGGUAACACUUUAGUCGUCUUUGAUUUAGUCACUCCUUUUGUCACCUGCUUUAUUUCUGACUUUAUACCGUUAAUGGUUGGCAAAAUGUGGUGGUUGUAGCAUUUUUGAUACACCUUGUAUAAAGGUUGCCAUUUGCCUGAUGCCAAUAAAAGGGCACUUUAUGUUGAGAGCAGUACUAUGAAUUAAAAUGAUUCCAUUUUGUAUGUACGUGUAUAUAUAUUUCUGCUUUGAAUAUACCAGAUUGGACCAGACAUGAAUGUUCGUAAAUCACCUUAAGUGUAAAUACAACAAUAGCGCUGCCCGUUUCAUUUUUCAAGAUUUCUUUGAAAUGGUUUUAAAAUGUAGUAUUCCACUGAAAAAUUCGAUUUACCAAACCACUGUUUCAUUUUUGGAACCAAGCUAUCACAAUUUGUCAUUAGCAGCCAUAUCGUUCAGAAAUUGGAUAUUUGAGUUAUGUUAUUUUUGUGUCUUAUAAGUUUGUGGGCGAAGAUACCCAUGUUAACUGUGCCAAUUACGGUGUCGCUAACCAAUUAUUUUGGGGCAAAAUUUUAUAAUGUAGAUACUGCUUACCAUGUUUACAGAUUAUUUUGAUUAUUUUGGCUUAUCGAAGGAUGCAGUGUUAUUGGGAAAACAGGAAUAUUAAGUAGAUGAUGCCCAUUGAAUCUUUUAACUGAGCAUUCCAUGAUUCACCUACCUUCAAACAGAAUGCAGUCGUAACUAUUUUUCAAAUGAAAAACCAACAUAUCUCACGCUCAAAUUGUCACCUUUAAAUAGAUACAAUGGGUUUCUCUAAAUAUUCCAUUUAUGAGGUCACAAUAAUUUAAUCCAGUUGUGCUGCAUCCCUUGAUAAUAGUGCUUUGUGAAUCUGAUUUGCGUUAGUAAUAGUGCUAACUACAUAUUUUAGUUAUAUCGAUACUAUAAUAACUUUAUAAGCCGGUAGCAGCAUUACCGACAUUUUUGAGUUAGUAAUGGUAUUAACGAAUUUGAGUUAGUAGCAAUACUAACAUGUGUAUAUAUUAUCUGAUGAUGAAAUAUUCAAUAUAGCAUCAUUUCUUUUAGAUGAAGAUGCUUGCCUGUACAUUUAGAGAUUAAACAGGACAAUAUAGAUUUUUUGCUGGAAAGAUCAAGAAAUAAAGGAGUUAAACAUCUAAACUUGGUAUAAACAGAUUGGUCGAUAGAAGGGCUGUUCAUUUACUUAGCACACAAUAAAUGUUAAAAAUAUUCACAAGCGUUUUAUUUUCGCCCACUUUCAAAUGUGAACUGAGAAAGCGAGAAAGUUUAACUCUGAUUGAGAAUGAGCAUAUUCACCAGUUGUUGGUCUUGAACAUUCGCCAUUUUUAGUAAGUGAGAAAUCAAAAGUGUUUCAAGGUUCUUUGAUUUUGGAUAAAUACAAAAAAAUGUGUAAAUCUUGAUUUAAGGAUUGGUCCAUUCUCCAGUUUGUUUCAGAACACGAGAUGUUACUGAGCCAAACCAUGUAACCAUGCCAACUAAGAAAUUUGAAAGAAAACAAAAAAAGGACAAAAGAUUUAUCUCUUUCAAAAUGGAUAGAAAUCAUCUUUAAGAUGACUGGUGAGUCAAAAACACUACAGCGUCUCACCUCGGGGUGUAUGAGAGGUUAUAAUAGCAGUUGGUGGACUUAUGGAACUGCUCGGCACUUUUUCGAGUAAACAAACAUAAUUUGUCGUGCCAACCCUUGACACAUUGUCCAGUUAUCACCCGGGGAGGUGUUUUAGUGUAAAGCUAGGCGUGCUUUCUCACCCCUUGGCAGCGAACAUUUAUUUGACUAAGUCUGGAGCGAUAAUAUUCAUGAGUUUACUCACACUUUUCACGACGACCCAUCAUGAUUUAUGGACGUUAUGUGGACUGCGGAUUAUAGGACUCUAACCUUCAGUAAUCAGCGUCUGGCCUCUGGGGGAUUGGACUCGCGCUUGGACCACUCCUCAAACACAUUCGCAUCGUCAUCUGCAGAGUAAGAGUUAUUUUUAAAAGAUUUCAAAAAGGUUUCGCCCAAGAUUUCAAAAUGAAGAGUCAUGCUAACACUGUAGAUCCGUUGGGAAAUUUUCAAAGACUCUCAACAGUGAUUUUUCGUCUAAGACAAGGCCACAUUUUAUAUUGUACAUUGUUCUGAAAGGGUUAAAAUGAUUCCCAUGACUAUGUUAUGUGGCAUAAAGUCUUAAUAUAUUGUUCUGGAGCAGUAUUUAUUUCAAUUUAAUUUAUUUGUAAAGGUUAUUUACUUUGUUGAUCUCCAACAAAUAUCAAUGAAAAUAAGAUGAUAUGAAUAAAAUUAUA
Lineus longissimus is the source of this 4743-nucleotide messenger RNA. RefSeq names its product core-binding factor subunit beta-like. The transcript is spliced from 8 exons. Bases 15 to 650 code for a protein of 211 amino acids. Gene Ontology annotation, biological process: regulation of transcription by RNA polymerase II. The record is from RefSeq and is a predicted model, not a curated record. NCBI's taxonomy places the organism in Eukaryota, Metazoa, Nemertea, Pilidiophora, Heteronemertea, Lineidae. Gene Ontology annotation, molecular function: sequence-specific DNA binding; transcription coactivator activity. Gene Ontology annotation, cellular component: nucleus; core-binding factor complex.